AUGGAAAUGUCACGCCUUGCACGUGACGUUGGAAAGAGAUGGAUGUCCCCUACCUUACAUGAGUGGUUGUCACAUCCGGUUACUACAUUAGAUGGACAACGUAUUCUGCGAAAGACUCUUGAUUUGUGUGCCGUCUAUCCAGGAGACAUUCAAAUAGAUGACGCGAAAAUUUCACCCCCAAAGCCGUUUUCGCUGCGACUUGACUAUUUUCGACUCUCAAACAUCACGAUCGACGAAGCCACUGGUCACGUAACCGGAUUGAUUGACUUUGAAGGAACCACGAUCGCGCCUUUGUGGGAAUGCGCGCUUCUUCCACGGUGGUUACAGCGUUAUGACGAUUCAGAGGGGACCUAUGAAGGAGGCGACGAGGUGACAAAACAAGCCUUACGUGCAGUGUUUAUGGAUAAGGUCGGGGAAUGGAAUGUGCUAUAUGAGCUCGGGAAGCCUUUCAGGCAGCUAAGCGAUCGGUUGUGCUUCAGGGUUGGCGUCUGGGCUUCGGAAGACAUGGAAUCAUGGUUUGAAGAGAGGCUUACCUGGGCAAAAGAUCAUCCAGGCAUUGGGUAUACCGAGCUGCCUUGA
Laccaria bicolor S238N-H82 is the source of this 579-nucleotide messenger RNA. RefSeq lists its product as uncharacterized. The transcript is spliced from 3 exons. Bases 1 to 579 code for a protein of 192 amino acids. The record is from RefSeq and is a predicted model, not a curated record. NCBI's taxonomy places the organism in Eukaryota, Fungi, Basidiomycota, Agaricomycetes, Agaricales, Hydnangiaceae.